Chara braunii is the source of this 2601-nucleotide messenger RNA. Lineage: Eukaryota; Viridiplantae; Streptophyta; Charophyceae; Charales; Characeae. The record is from the annotation of a GenBank genome assembly.
GCCCCCGCCAAGGGGAGAAAGCUUCGAUUUCGUCAUCCUCCCCCUACGCACCCACUUUCGAAAGAGAAGAGUUGCGACGUUUGUUGUAUGGAUUCGGUGUUAGUUCGCAUGACCGGGAACACGGGAUCUUGCCCGUGUUCAUCACGUACCUCCAAUCGUCUCAUUUCGCUACCGACCUUCCCCAUCACAGAUGACGACAGCGUCUACUGCGAUGCGGACGUACGGCGUGCGCUGAGGCGGACGGAGCAAGAGUUGAAGGAGGCUCUGACAUCUGCUCCUGUGUUCGCAAACCCCGACCUGACAAGACUGUUCGCACUGCACACAGACUGGCAGCCUCAGGCGAUAUCGGCGGUGCUGACUCAGCACGGCAAGGACGGAAGGGAGCACGUCAUUGAUUAUGCGUCCAAGAUGUUGAGCCAGGCGCAGGCUAAUUACGAAGCAAGCAAAGGUGAAUGCCUGGCGGUGGUGUGUGGGAUUCAGCAUUUCCGACCGUAUCUGUACGGCCAGAAAUUCGUGCUGGUAACGAAUCAUCAGCCGCUGCUGUCCCUACGCAGCAACACGGACUGCACGGGGACGCUGGGCAGGUGGGCGGUGCGUCUGCAAGACUAUGACUUCGACAUCCGCCACCGUGCCACGCGGCAGCGUGAUAACGCCGAUGGAUUAACGCGCCUUCUGCCGCCCAACAAGUGUCCCACCAACGAGCGACUCAUUCCGUGGAGGCCAGAAGUCGAGGCGACGAAACCGCACUACGGGCAGCUACACGUGCUGCGGAGCAGGAUGAACCAUCGCCAGCCGGAGCAUGAGCCCCUCGAGCACUUCCAGACGCCGCUUGCAGAUUGCUUGUUGUGGCAUUGGUUUAAUGAGGAGAGGCAAUUGUGGUACGACAUCCAACAGGUGAACGUGCCAGCGCCCGGGGUUGCUGAUUUGGCAGCAUACUCGUUGCUUUGCGAUCGACUGACAUAUGCAGGAGUGUACGUGGACGUAACGCAGUUGCCUGGCCAGGAGACGACCCGAGUAUUCAUUGAGUUUCGUGCGCUCCAGGUGGCACCCAACUUCGUGCACAGCGUCGCCACCUUCAUCGGAGACUUGACGGUCCUACCGCAGCAGAAUAAGGAACCGACGCGCAGCUUUGUGCGCGAAUACGCGGUGGAAGCGGCCAAAUCACUGGCCAGAGUGCAAGGACGGGGGGGACACCGAUUCACAGCCCACAAAGUGUUGCUGCGUAGGGCAGAGGACGGACCGAUUGCGUUGGUGCCGCAGCUCCCCGCGCUUCUCCCUCCCGCUGCUCCUCUCAACCUCCAAGCUAUUCCCCCUUAUUUGGUGGAGCUAACUGACGUGGAGCCGCUGCCCUUCGCCGACGAAGACGCGUGGGAGUUGCAUCGUGCGCUGUACAAGUCGGUGGUGCUGGGGAUGUUCCGGUUCUCCGUGGAUCACGAAGACCACGCUAUCGAGGAGCACUUCGUCGUUUACUACGUCAUCGCGCGGCCCAAGCCAACGGAGAAGGAAGGGACGGUGGCGCUGUACCCCUUCGCCCCGCUCCAGACAAUCGAUCUGGGAUUGUUGGAGCUCAUACAUCUUGAGCUCCUCUCCAUUGCGCAAGUGAUCGCGAGCGAGGAGGAGGAGAUCCAACCACGAUUGCGGACGGCGACGGCCCCGCGGAGAACGUACAACGCGGUCGUCAUCCCGGAUUACAUUGCGCAGCGCGCAGAGAGAUUGGAGGACUUCCCGGAGGAAAGGCCGUUGCGUCCUCCCUCGUCGUAUCCUCGACCAGCGCCCCAGAAGGCCCCCAAGAAGACGCCAAAGAGGAAGAGAUGCCACCCGUCGCGAGGAGCGAGACUAUCGUGCCAUCGCCGCCCAUUCCGCGGGUGCCCGAUCUCAAUCUUGAUGGAGCCGGGCCAUCAUCAUCAGCAGCAGCCGAAGGAGGAAGCCGAACGGGAUUUCCGGAUCCCAUAUCCAGACCCCCUGUCCUCGCGGGACCUCUCUGUUCCUGCCAGCCACCCCAAGGUGCCCUGGUCAUUGACAUUAGUAGUUCAUCCGAGCCGGACGGUCCAUCCGACCGAGGUGGACUUCAUGGUGGAGCCCGCCACCAUCAAGCUCGAGGCCGUCACGGGGGCGCCGCGCCCUGAUCCGGCGUGGGAGCCAUAUCUGACACCACCUUUCCAAGGGUGUAUUGCGGCGCAAUUGGCGGGGACGCUCAUCUACGAGACCGGGCAGCGUCCAAAUGCAAUGUACCACUUCCUGGUCUUCGUAGCGCAGAAGCGGGAGCGGCGGCCUUACACCGAGACUCAUGUGGUGAUGACGGGUCCAGGGCCCCGAUCGGUGCGCAAGCGGGUGGUGCGAGCGGUAGCGGAUCUGGCGCCACGUGUCCUCUCACAUGUGUCGGGGGCUUUCCUUUACCCCUCAUUCGUCCAGCAUCACUUCCAUGAGGAAGAUGCGCCGACAACUCCUGCAGCAAUGGCCGCUUUUCUUCCACCUAUUCCGCCCCCUCUCAAUCCCGACAUAGAUCACUUCCUCUGAUCACCCUCGUCUACCUCUCCCCUGUCCUCUCCUUUUCCUUCUCCUCUUUUUCUUCUUCUUUUCCGGAUCUAAAAGCUCGCGCGA